Molecule: messenger RNA, 2598 nt
Organism: Prorocentrum cordatum
Lineage: Eukaryota; Dinophyceae; Prorocentrales; Prorocentraceae
Source: the annotation of a GenBank genome assembly
CGCCUUACUUAACUGUAGCGGUGUUUCUUCUUUCUUGAUCGCUGCCGCCCCCUCCUCCACCGUUCGGUCCGCCAGCCGUUUUUGGCUCAAGUCGUUUUUUCCCCCUGGCACCCUCUGCCUGCUCCGCUGCGCUCUUCGGCAUCCAGCAGCGCGCGUCGACUCCGCGUAGCGGGCUGCGGACGGUCAGCCAUGUUGUCUACGCUGCGGUCUCCGAUGUCGGGCUGCGUGCACCGCGCCCUGCCGCUGGCCCCCGUGGCCGUCAGGGGCUUCGCCUCGGCGAAGGACAUCCGCCACGGCAGCGAGGCGCGGGCCAUGAUGCUCGAGGGCUGCAAUCGCCUCGCAGAUGCCGUGGCGGUCACGAUGGGCCCCAAGGGCAGAAACGUGGUCAUCGAGCAGUCUUACGGGGCGCCCAAGGUCACGAAGGACGGCGUGACCGUCGCGAAGGCCAUCGAGCUGAAGGCCACGCCCAUGGUGAACGUCGGGGCCCAGUUGGUCAAGACUGUGGCCAGCAAGACCAACGAUGUUGCUGGGGACGGCACCACCACGGCCACAGUCUUGGCGAGGGCCAUCUUCCGAGAAGGGUGCAAGGCGGUUGCGGCAGGCAUGAACCCCAUGGACAUUAAGCGCGGGAUGGACGCCGCGGUGAAGACGGUGCUCGACGAUCUGGCCGCGCACUCCACCACCAUCCGCGAGCCAGCCAGCAUCAAGAGCGUGGCGACCAUCGCUGCGAACGGCGACAAGGGCAUCGGAGGGAUGAUCUGCGAUGCCUUCGAGAAGGUCGGGAGGGACGGCACCAUCACAGUCUCGGACGGCAAGACCAUGGAGAACGAGCUGGAACUCGUCGAGGGUAUGAAGCUCGACCGGGGCUACAUCUCACCCUACUUCGUCACCAAUGCGAAGGCGCAGAAGGUCGAGCUCGAGAACCCGCUGGUGCUGCUUUACGAGAAGAAGAUCUCCUCUGUCCAGUCCAUCCUCCCUAUCCUGGAGCAGGUGGCGAAGCUGCAGAAGCCGCUGCUCAUCUGUGCCGAGGACGUGGACGGAGAGGCGCUCGCCGUGCUGAUCGUGAAUAAGCUGCGGGGUGGGCUGCAGGUCGCGGCUGUCAAGGCCCCUGGCUUCGGCGACAACCGCAAGGCCAUACUGCAGGACCUGGCGGUCCUCACUGGCGCGGACCUCAUCUCCGAGGAGACCGGCGGCAAGCUGGAGGACACGAAGCUCGAGCAGCUCGGCUCGGUCAAGACGGCCACGAUCAGCAAGGACGACACCGUGCUGCUCGACGGCUCUGGGGGCACGGCUGCGAUCGAGGAGCGCUGCGACGCCAUCCGCGCCGCCAUCGAGGCCUCGACGUCGGAGUACGAGAAGGACAAGAUGAAGGAGCGGCUGGCCAAGCUCAGCGGUGGCGUCGCGGUCAUCAAAGUGGGCGGGGCCAGCGAGGUCGAGGUGAACGAGAUCAAGGACCGCCUCAACGACGCGCUCAACGCGACGAGGGCGGCGCUGGAGGAGGGCAUCGUGCCUGGCGGCGGCACGGCGCUGCUGUACGCGUCGCGGCAGCUGGAGGCCCUGAAGCUCGACAGCCUGGACCAGCAGGUGGGCGUCGACGCGAUCCGGACCGCGCUGAAGCAGCCGUGCAUGCAGAUCGCCAGAACGCGGGUGCAGAAGCGGGAGUUGUGGUGCAGACCCUGCUGAAGUCGGAGGGCCGCUCUCUGGGGUUCAACGCCGCCACGGGCGAGUUCGUGGACAUGGUGAAGGCGGGCAUCAUCGACCCGACGAAGGUCGUGCGCACCGCUCUGGCGGACGCCGCCUCCGUGGCGUCGCUGAUGACCACGACGGAGGUCAUCAUAGCGGAUGAGGUGGCGGAGUGAGCGGUCCAGGCGUGCGUGCUGUCAGGCGUGGGCCUUCCCGCUUGGCCGAUCGACCCGGGCCGACGAUGGCUCCCGCCGUGGUGUUUGCACGCCUCGAGGGUGCCGUGGUGCCUCCGUCCUUCCCCGCUCCCCGUCUCCGCUUCCGAGACCGCGCGGCGGCACGCGAAUGGCUGCACACGGGGGCGGCCGCAGGGCUGCCCCUUCUCCGCGUACAGCGGUGCAGCAGGGUGCCCGGCCGGUGCUUGGGGGCAGGCAGGGCCGACGGGGGAUCGGGGGGGGGAGGCUCGCGGCACGGUAAUUCGUUUCUUGUGGACUGGCCUCCACUGUAUGACGUUGUUUCUUUGUCGACUCGCGGGGCCCUCUCGGCGCAGUCUGAGCUAUCUUGAAUGAGGCCGCCUUGGGGCCCUUUCCUGUGCGAUCUCUGGCUCCUUCCAUGGCCCUCUGUGCGCGGCACUGGUCGGCAGAGGUGCGCUUUUUCUUUGUCUCGAAGAAGAAGAGACAGUUUUGCUCGCCGCUCGGUGCGCAGUCUGCGCGUAAUCCCGUCCGCUCCGAGCGCCGAAGGUUGUCCUCAUCAGGGUCGGCUGCCUCGUGCGCGCCACAGACCGCUAUACAGGGGCCCUCUUCCGGCGCGGGCGCCGAGAGGCGCCCCUGCUUGGCCCAUCUAUUGGCGCAGCGCGAGAAACGAGCCCUCCUUCGCCAGGGUCUUGCACCACCAGAACCCUCCACUCGAAGACGAAAC